Pyricularia oryzae 70-15 is the source of this 1236-nucleotide messenger RNA. RefSeq lists its product as uncharacterized. Gene Ontology annotation, molecular function: 3-beta-hydroxysteroid 3-dehydrogenase (NADP+) activity. NCBI's taxonomy places the organism in Eukaryota, Fungi, Ascomycota, Sordariomycetes, Magnaporthales, Pyriculariaceae. Gene Ontology annotation, cellular component: lipid droplet; endoplasmic reticulum membrane; mitochondrial outer membrane. The record is from RefSeq and is a predicted model, not a curated record. The transcript has 2 exons. Bases 65 to 1111 code for a protein of 348 amino acids.
GACUGGAGCUCAAGCCCUUCUCCUCGAUUGACUUUCCCUGCACAAAUCAAUUUAGUCUUCAAAAAUGCUCAAGGGUACCAUCAUAGUCACCGGCGCCAACGGCGGGCUAGGCUCCGCCAUCGCAAACAAGCUUCUAUUAGAGGCACAAUAUGCCGAAUACCACAUGAUAUUCACCGUCCGCAACGUCGAAAAGGCAAAUGUUCUACAAGAAGUCAUCAACAGUCAUCGUGGCAAGGGCCUAUCUUCCUCUAAUGAUGUUGUGCCCCUGGACCUGACCAGCCUUGCUUCGGGCCGCAAGCUCGCCGACGACAUCAACGCUCGCGUUGCAGCAGGCUCCAUUCCGCCAAUCCGCGCCCUGGUGCUUAAUGCUGGAUGGCAAGAAUGGACGACAGAGAGCUUCACCAAGGAUGGCUUUGAAAUGGCCUUCCAGUCCAACUAUCUGACGCACUGGUUGCUCACAGUCAAGUUGCUGCAGAGUAUGGAUAAGAACAAGGGUAGAAUUGUCGUGCUGGGAAGCUGGUCACAUGAUCCCGAUCAUCCAGGAAACAACUAUCAGGGCUUCUACAAGGGCGAACAGUGGCGGCAGCUCCACCCAAACACCGAGGCCGUGGCCAAGGGGACCUUUAGCAAACCCGAAUCCCUGCCGGCCGGCGGACACGGUUUCCGUCGCUACGGCGCCGCCAAGCUCUGCCAGAUCAUGAUGGUUUAUGAGCUGCAAGCGCGGCUCGACGCCGACCCAGCGCUGUCCAAAAUCGCCGUCCUAGGCGUCGAUCCGGGAGCCAUGCCAACGCCGCUGACGCGACGAGCCAAUCCCUUCUUCGUGUUGGUGGGCCGCGCUAUAUUCCCUAUCCUCAUCUUUUUGUCGGGGCUGUUCUCCAAGAAUCCAGAAUUUCGAAGCUCAAAAAAGUCGGCCAAGGACGUCAUGGCGGCUGCUCUGUCGGAGGACGAGCCCUAUGGACACAGUCCAAAGGCUGUCUACUACAACGGGGACGAGAUCUCGACUUCGAGUGCUGAGUCGCGUGACAAGAGGAAGGGGCUUGAGCUUUGGAGAAGCAGUGUGGAAUACACCGGCUUGACAGAAGGGGAGACUUGUUUGCGGAAUUGGAGAUAAAAACGUUUCAUUUUUCUGUUUGCCAACUUUUUUCGUUUGUUAGGUAGCACAGGACUGGAAUUUAUUCAUGGCACAGUUCCCCAGAUUAGGUAGCCAUUUAUGGUGCAGUCGCCAGGCCCCUUCCC